UCGUAUUGGAUCUUCUAAAACAGUAAGAAGUGCUCGAUAAUGACGGAAAUGACCUUCCUCCUCCCUGGCUCGCUCCUUCUCUGUGGGUGCCUCCGCCAGCUGCUUGCGCCACAAAAUUGGAGUUAUUCUAGCUCUUACUCCCAGCUGCACCUUUCACACUCAAACCUGUGGUUUCUGUGGUUAAAGACCUCUCAUCUCCGUCCCCUGCUGUUCCUCAAGCCCAGGUCAUCAUCUGCUCCCAGCUGGAUUCCUGCAACCCCUUCCACCUGCCCUUUCUGACUCCACCUGUGCACAGGAUCCCUCCACCCAGUCAGAACCAUCUACUGAAAGCCCAGAGUCCACCAGGCCACUACCCUUGAGAGUGCCUCAUGACAGUUGGAGAAAUGUACAAGGUCCCAACGAUGCCCAUGAUUCUGUCCGGGCUUCACUGACUGCCUCCAGCCUCCCUCUGGCCUCCCUGCUGUCUAUACUUGUGCCUUGGUGACCUCUUCCACCUGAAGUCCCUCCUGGCCAUGGAACAGUCCCUUGCCCUGGCCUAUCCACUCAUUCAGAUUUUGACUUAACAGUGACUUCCUUAGGGAAAGCUCCUUGCCUGACUCCAGCAAUAUAUCCCUUUGAUCUACAGAACAACUGGACUUCCCUUUGAUAAAACUCACCACAGUGUGUCUGCUUCCUCUGAUGGACUACAUGGGCCAGAGGGCAGGGACCUGUGCCUACCUUCCUCGCCGCUCUCCUUCCACAAGAGAUGGAGCACAAGGAAGGGAAGCCCUCUGAGGAUGGGAACACCGUCUCCCCAGAUGCAGGGACCCCGGGGACGCCGGUGGGUGAAGCCUCGGCAGACAUGGGGGCCAAAGUCACGGAGGAGAGCAUCGUCACAGAGGGGCCUCCAUCUGCGUCAGGAAGGCAGGGAGGAGCCGCAGCGGAGGAUGGCAUUUCAGCAGAACUCCAGGAGGAAGCCAGUGGGUCGGAUGAGGUCAAGGUGGAGUCCAAAGUGGAGGCUGAACUUCCAAAGGAGGGCGGUGGGAAGGAAGAGACCAAAGAGGCUCCUCAGGAGACGACUGAUGGGAAAGAAGAGACCAAAUCUGAACACAAGGAGGCAAAGGGAAAAGAGAAGCAGAGGGCCGAGGAGAAAGCAGCCAAGCCCGAAUCCGGGGAGAAAGCCGACAGGGAGGACGAGGCCAAGGCUGAGCUGAAGCAGGCUGGUGGGGCCCAGGAGCCCACAAGGGCCACUCAGGAGGAGAACCAGCCAGAGGAGCCUGAGGCUGAAGCUCAGGCAAAAGCCAGCGCCCCAGAGGCCAAGUCGGACUCUGAGGAGAAGGCUGCACCACAGGAGAGAGACAGGAAGGAGGAGGCGGACUCGGGUGGUCCCAGGGAAGAGCAGGACCAGGGUAUGGACAGAGAGUUGGAGGAAGGGGCAGAGGUGACCCCCAGCUCCCCCGAGGAGUGGCCCGAGAGCCCCACGGAGGAGGGUCAAGGCCUCAGCCCAGAUGGGUUGGGCCCAGACACCACAACUUCGGGAGAGACCAGCCCCUCAGCCAGUGAGUCUUCACCCAGUGAGGUGCCCUCGAGUCCCACGGAGCCCCCUCCCUCACAGGAGAAGAAGAAGGAGAAGGCACCGGAACGCAGGGUGUCAGCCCCUGCCCGGCCCCGGGGGGUCCACGCGCAGAACCGCAAAGCCAUCGUGGACAAGUUUGGCGGGGCAGCCUCGGGCCCCACAGCUCUGUUCCGGAACACUAAGGCUGCCGGGGCUGCCAUCGGCAGUGUCAAGAACAUGCUCUUGGAGUGGUGCCGGGCCAUGACGAGAAACUACGAGCAUGUGGACAUUCAGAAUUUCUCGUCAAGCUGGAGCAGCGGCAUGGCCUUCUGCGCCCUCAUCCACAAGUUCUUCCCAGACGCCUUUGACUACGCUGAGCUGGACCCCACGAAGCGCCGGCACAACUUCACCUUGGCCUUCUCCACUGCAGAGAAACUGGCCGACUGUGCGCAGUUGCUGGAGGUGGAGGACAUGGUGCGGCUGGCAGUGCCCGACUCCAAGUGCGUCUACACCUACAUCCAAGAGCUGUAUCGCAGCCUCGUGCAGAAGGGAUUGGUGAAGACCAAGAAGAAAUGA
Messenger RNA from Artibeus jamaicensis (Jamaican fruit-eating bat), 2110 nucleotides. It is a transcript of the gene SMTNL1, whose product is annotated as smoothelin like 1. Lineage: Eukaryota; Metazoa; Chordata; Mammalia; Chiroptera; Phyllostomidae. Bases 746 to 2110 code for a protein of 454 amino acids. Gene Ontology annotation, cellular component: microtubule organizing center; filamentous actin. The transcript has 8 exons. Gene Ontology annotation, biological process: actin cytoskeleton organization. Gene Ontology annotation, molecular function: protein binding. The record is from RefSeq and is a predicted model, not a curated record.